UCCUGACCUGUGGUAUUCUUAGCAUGCUCUGUUAACCUGGAAAGGUCUAGGACAGUCUGCACAGGUGAGAAAAUGGAUUGAUGAUAUGACAAGAAGUACUCACCAGGCUUAUAUUCUGCAUGAACCGACUGAGGUAAGAAGAUUUAGGGAUGUCAAAUAGAGGAGGGGUCAUUCUGGGAGCGGCCGGUGGGGUAGCCACUGUGGCAUGGCGGAUGUUGUUUCCAUGGAUACGGGAUGAUCUGACAACAAUUCGAUCGACAAAUCGACAAGCUUCAAAGAGUAUAAGAGAUGCAAAGAAUGGACGUUUCAUUAUCGAUAUGUUCGAGGAACAAGUUAGGCGCGUGCCAAAGAAACCGUUCAUUCUUUUCGAGGAUAAAAUUUACACGUACGAAUUCGUGAAUACCAUGGCUAAUAGAGUGGCUAAUCUGGCGCUGACAUGGGGACUCAAGCAAGGGGAUUCCGUGGCCACUCUCAUCUAUAAUGAACCGGCGUUUGUGUGGACUCUCCUGGGUCUCCUAAAGCUAGGACUAGUGGAUGCCUUUAUAAACUACCACAACAAGUCCGGGCCACUACUUCACUCUAUUCUGGUCAGCGACGCCAAAGUCCUUAUUGUAGGUAACGGAGACGAGCUUCUGGAGUCUAUUGAUGCCAUUAGGGACAAACUUCCGGCGGAUAUUCCAAUCUAUGUGUAUGGGAAAGAAAGUUCCGAACUGCCAGAAGGAUACUUAUCGAUGGACUUGGGACUUAUGGGAGUUUAUCCUGCAGAAAUUUGUAAAAACGUCCGAUCUACGCUUACACUGAAAUCCCUCGUCUGCUAUAUCUACACUUCCGGUACAACAGGUUUGCCCAAGCCUGCUAUAGUGAAUCAAGCCAAAGCGAUCGGUCUGUCUAAGUUCUACCAACAGGUAUGGUAUGAUGAGGACGAUGUGGUCUACGUGGUUACGCCCCUCUACCACAGCGCCGCCUGUGGACACGGUCUCUUCAACACCAUAGAUGUCGGUGCCACGCUCGUGCUUCGCAAGAAGUUUUCAGCUCGGCAUUACUGGGAGGACGUUCGGAAAUACAGAGUGACAGUUCUGCAGUACAUCGGAGAGCUCUGUCGAUACCUCCUUAGGGUUCCAAAAAGUGACAUGGACGGUGUUCAUUCUGUCCGUGUGGCGGUAGGAAACGGCUUGAGACCGGACAUUUGGAACGAGUACAGGACACGAUUUAGAAUCCCGUGGAUCGCCGAGUUUUUCGGUGCCACUGAAGGGACGACAACUUUCAUCAAUGUCACCGGCCAAGUGGGCGCCAUUGGCAGAUGGUCUCCUGUCAUGCGGGUAGCAUCGAAAGGACGAUUUGGCGUUUCAAGUCACGUCAUCAAGUAUGACGUAGUUACCGACGCACCUGUCCGAAACAGCAAAGGCAGAUGCGUUCCGAUUAAAAGAGGCGAGGAGGGUAUACUAAUCUCCGGGAUCCCUCCAUCGUAUUCCGGAUUCUACAAGGGGGACCCUGUGGCGAGUGAGAAAAAGAUCCUACGUGAUGUAUUUGAGGAAGGGGAUCGCUACUUCAACUUCGGCGACUUAGUUUACAUGGACAACCAAUAUUACAUUUACUUCCGGGAUCGAGUAGGGGAUACAUUUCGAUGGAAAGGUGAAAAUGUUUCCACAAGGGAAGUCUGUGACGUCAUCAGCACGCUUCCAUUUACACAGGAUGUAAAUGUGUACGGAGUCCUCGUACCGGAUUCAGACGGACGUGCUGGGAUGGCUGCCAUUUCGUUGAAGGGCCAAACAGACGUACAACCGGAAAUGCUCAAAGCUGUAUUUUGCAUAUGUGAAACAGAACUUCCGGUAUAUGCACGCCCAUUAUUUCUACGCUUCAAAAAAGAGCUCGCAGUCACACAAACAAUGAAGCAUAGCAAAUUAAAUCUGGUCAAUGAGGGCUUUGACAUAGAUAAAAUAGCAGAUCCUGUUUACUAUAUAGAUGUGGAAAGGCGUACAUAUUCCCUUUUAACCCGGGACAUUUACCAGCGUGUUGUGACGUCACGUUUAUAAGAAUUUAUCAUAAGUGGACUGUUUCAAAACGGAAGUUGGAAUUAUGGAAUAAGCAGAAAAAAGUACUGAAAUCAGCACAAACACUUAAACGGAAUGUAUAAUGUGUGUAACGUUUAACAUUGAACCACGUAGAAAAUGGAACUGGGGUCCGUAUUCAACGUUGAAACCAGAGGGACCUGGCACGAAUUCCCAUCACACGGGUCCUCGUGAUUUCGUGUACGCCGCACCCGGUCCCGGACCCGGACCCGAUCCCCGUACCAGGAAUAUACAUAUUUUUUUUUUCUCAACAACGGCUCAAUGAAUGAAAUCUCAUUUUUUUCUAAUAAAUUCAUAUUAUUAUUUUAAAAAUCUAACAUUUAAAUGAAAUGGAAGUAAUACCUACAACUUUAGUAAUCGUCGAUUUACAUUUUUCCGAGUGUGAUUUUGUGUACGCCGCACUCUACCGUGAAAUGUUACGGUUUUUGGCUGUUUAUUCGUAAAUAAAGAUAUACUUUUGAUAUUUUAGAUUCCAUACAUUAAGUAAACCUAGUUGUUGAUACAUCACACGGUCCUUGUAACCGUGAUUGGGAAUUCGUGCCAGGUCCCUGUGGUUUAUACUGGCUCAAGUUUCAGUCAUGUUCCUUAACUAAGGGAGUACCUUAAAUUAACAUUACAGAAUGGAAGGAAACUUAUCUGAUACAUGUAAUGCUUUCCUAUAGAGAUAUACAUACGUCUCUGAGUUAAGGAACGUAGCAGUGUAUCGUAGAGGAAUGGGAAUUACAAGUUUAAUUCUAAUAAGAUUGGUUUUCUUUGUGUUCCUGAAAAUGUUCUUUGCAAUGAAAUGCUCAUACUGGCACACACAAAUAUCAACACAAAUUUGCUAAUGAGAAAUUUUCGACAGAUCGAAUCUACAAGUACAGGUACAACACAAGCAUAUGGAGAGCUUUCCCUGUCGUGAUUUACUUAUUUUCAACCACAGGGGCUUGGCACGAUUUUAUAAAUGAUAGUCCACUAUAAUACAUAUAUAUGGACUAUCAUUUAUAAAAUUCGUGCCAAGCCCCUUCAACAGUUUUUAAGGAGCAUAACAAGUGUAGAAGUUAACAAAAUGAGGACAAUUUUGGAUGAGUGUGUGGUAAUUCUACCUGAAAAUUCGUCGUAACUUUUAUUUCGCUGCUGGAACCCGAGAUAUAUCGUAUAUUUUAAAAUAGCAAAGUUGUCAUAACAAUCGGAGGUCCAUUCAACGUUGCACGUAGAUAUAUGGUCAGUAUUAAUAUUCCUAUUUCAUUCUUAACUUCUAAUAUGGAACCGGUGCAGUUGGAAUAAUUUAAGAGGAAAGGCUAUCAAAUAUUCUUGGUUCCAUUUUAACAAUGGAUACGAAACCGGACCAAUACCCGUAUACAUGUACAAUGUAUAUAACAAGGAUAAAUAUUCUGGGGUUCAUUGCGGACUAGAUGUGAGCUUAUGUUUACGUGUCCGUCCGAAGCAGGUAGGGCGAAAGAAUUGCAAGAAUCUUUUCUCUCUUUCUUUGCAACUUUCUGCUUCCUAAUGUCUACCUUGACACUGCCUUACUUUUGACCUUUAGUUGAGCGUUCGGCCCUGUAAGGAAGGUUUUGGAAGUGGGACGACAGGUUCGCCCGUUGUCAGUACAAGGUGACCGGUUUGGUAUGUUCAGCAGUAUGUUUCAGUGAGGUGGCGCUAUAAAGCCAUAUAUAUCAAUUUUGUGCAAUGACAUGGAGACAAACACGACUAUUUACCACUGUAUGACAUUAACAACUGUAGGUGGGCGUUACCAACUCAGAACUGUCAACUGUUGUAUGAUUAACAGUAAAGAAAUGACACAUUCUGCAUAAUAAAAGAGUGGCAAAUAAAACUUCUGUUGUCGAAAGUUAAAUU
This is a messenger RNA of Pecten maximus, 3905 nucleotides long. RefSeq names its product long-chain fatty acid transport protein 6-like. Lineage: Eukaryota; Metazoa; Mollusca; Bivalvia; Pectinida; Pectinidae. The transcript has 11 exons. The record is from RefSeq and is a predicted model, not a curated record. Gene Ontology annotation, molecular function: long-chain fatty acid transmembrane transporter activity; long-chain fatty acid-CoA ligase activity. The coding region runs from base 150 to 2033 and encodes 627 amino acids.